AUGAAAUUAAUUCGUAAAACUCAACGUAUUCUAAAAUUUCUCUCACACGAUUUUCAAUUGAGCCACUACAGAUAUUGUCACAAUGUAUUUGGAAUAAAGGACCUGCUACAACCUGAAAAACAUGACCCAUUAACGAUAAAACAAAUAAGGAGUGAGGAUCAUAAUGCAGUUAUAGAUAUAAUUAAACAGUAUUAUUUGACUGAGCAUGUGUUUGUACAAACAAGAAAUAUGGACCUCAAAGAGGAUCGUGCAAUUGAUGAAUAUAUCGCUAUGUUGCUCAAACAAGGUAAUUCAAUGUAUGCAAGAGCUAAAGACGGCGCAGUAGCUGGACUAUGUGUAAACUUCGCUUCUAGUCCAGUCGAUCCGAAAAAUCUCAGAAACUAUGCUUUUUAUCGACAGGAUCCGAACACCAAAGACUUUCUCUACUUUAUAGCGAAAUUGCAAGAAACACCCAAUUUAUGGAACAUUUACAAACAACCGAAAAUUUUCGAGAUUAAGAUGCUCGCCGUGCUUCCGGAGUUCCGUCGUCAAGGGGUAGCUGUGACGUUGGCUGAAAAAGCGAAGGAACAGGCCCAGGACCAAGGCUAUAAUGUCGUCAGAAUGGAUUGUAUUAACCAGUACGACUUCAAGAUAGCAGAGCGCUGUAUGAUGUCAUGCCUUGUAAAGUUUCCAUUGCACAAACUUAGAGGACCAAACGCGCCUUUCAUUAAACGAAACUCCGAACACAAUAGAUGUGUGCGUGUGUAUGUACACGCACGCAUACACACAGAUCGGGAUAAAGAAAUAAGAGGACGAGAUGAUUUCGAGAAUUUAUUAGAAUAA
Messenger RNA from Zerene cesonia (dogface butterfly), 822 nucleotides. RefSeq lists its product as uncharacterized. The transcript has 6 exons. Gene Ontology annotation, molecular function: N-acetyltransferase activity. The coding region runs from base 1 to 822 and encodes 273 amino acids. The record is from RefSeq and is a predicted model, not a curated record. Lineage: Eukaryota; Metazoa; Arthropoda; Insecta; Lepidoptera; Pieridae.